This is a messenger RNA of Microthlaspi erraticum, 327 nucleotides long. NCBI's taxonomy places the organism in Eukaryota, Viridiplantae, Streptophyta, Magnoliopsida, Brassicales, Brassicaceae. The record is from the annotation of a GenBank genome assembly.
AUGAUUUGUGUCAUUACCGUUGUUUUGAUGUUGAAGAGCCCGAGGUAUUGGCUGGGAGUGGCGAAUGGGUCGCGGAAGCUAGGAGCGACGACAAAGGCCAUGCCGUGGCCGCUAAGUAUCGGGAGCAGGGUUGAUGGCGAAGACAAAGGUUGUAGAGAAGGACGAGACGGUGCCGUUUGGAGAAUCUUUGAACCGGAUUGGUUUGGGUAUAGAAUGCGUGACCGGUUUGCUGCAAGGUUGCUGUCGGUUAGCUUUAAGAGACCGUUGGGUGUGACGGUGGCGAUCCCUUGGAGGUAUGCAGUUAGUGGACGACGGAAGCCAUUGUAA